UUGUGUGCUCUCCCCCGUGGUUAGUUAGCACCAUGAGCCUCGCUUUUGGUCUUGGUAAUGCAGGGAGACCAGAGGUGUCAGCAUCAUGGUUAAUUCUGGUGUGGGUGAUGUCCGGCGUCCUCACCGUGGAUACACUUACCUUCGCAGAGCGCUAUGAUGUUUGGAGCAAAGAUUUGCUUCCAGGCUUUGUGAUUCAAACGCGCUUCCUCGAGGGUCGACGCUGCUUCUGCAAAGUGCCAAAGGCUUUCAGCGAGACAACUACAACCACUACACUCCGCCCAACUACCACCGUGACACCUAUGCUUACAAGAUCUACAACUACAGUGCCAACAACUACUACAAGCACAACCACUGUUACUACAAGCACAACCAAUAUUACAACUACGGCAACGAGUACAACUUCUACUUCUAAAACUACUUCUACAUCUUCUUCUACAUCUACAACUACUUCAUCAUCUACAUCUACAACUACUUCGACAUCUUCAUCAACAAGUACAACAACGUCUACAUCUACAACUACCUCGACGAGUACUACAACAUCUACAUCUACAUCUACAUCUACCUCAUCAAGUUCUACAUCUACAUCUACAACUUCCUCUACUUCUACUUCAACAUCUUCCUCUACAUCUACUUCAACAUCUUCCUCUACAUCUACCUCAUCAAGUAGUACAACAUCUACAUCUACAACUUCAACAACUACUUCGAGUACAUCGACAUCUACAACCACUACAACAUCUACUUCUACAUCCACAUCUACAACUACUUCAACAUCUACAUCUACAUCUACCUCAACAUCUACAUCUACAUCUACUUCAACAUCUACAUCUACUUCAACAUCUACAUCUACUUCAACAUCUACAUCUACAUCUACCUCAACAUCGACAACAACAGAGCAGCAGUUAUCAGAUCCCUGUGCUUCCUGCAACAAAACGAUCGUCAUUAGUUACGAAAACUACGCAAGCAACGGAACACUGUACACAAGUUCCUGGACGUCUCCGAACUACCCUUUGAACUACCCUGAUGACUGUGUCUGCAGAUUGGUCGUCCUGCUUGAAGCAAAGGGGAUAGUGGGAAUACAAUUUGAAGAUGGGGACAGCAUACACCCUACAAACAAUUGCCAGACCGACUACCUAGAUUUGGCCGGCGACGUCUGGGAGAAAAAACGAAUUUGCGACCGUGAAAUGGGGAAAGUAACGACAAGUUUCGCGAAAACUUCCACGGGUCCCGCAAAGAAGUUCAUUGGUACAUUUGUGACUUCUUGUGCGGAUGGCUGCACUACGGCAAAGGGAUUCAGACUGGAACUAUUAAUUACUGUAUUUUGAUGCAUUGGGGAACAGCCACUCUAUAACAGUGAAGAGGAAGGAUUUUCAACGACCAUGUCAUGUCAAGCCAUAAUAUAACUAAAUAUUACCGAUAUUUAGUAUAAUCUAGUAACAAUUAUUUAUCUUUAUUUUGCGUGCAACAAUAUUUAUGUUUACCUUUAGUAUGCCAGUUAUGUAUUUCAAGAAUUUCAGCAAUAAAGUAUUACUUCAACAUAUA
Penaeus chinensis is the source of this 1539-nucleotide messenger RNA. Its product is annotated as cell wall protein DAN4-like. The transcript has 7 exons. NCBI's taxonomy places the organism in Eukaryota, Metazoa, Arthropoda, Malacostraca, Decapoda, Penaeidae. The record is from RefSeq and is a predicted model, not a curated record. The coding region runs from base 33 to 1322 and encodes 429 amino acids.